This is a messenger RNA of Ornithodoros turicata, 2947 nucleotides long. RefSeq lists its product as uncharacterized. The record is from RefSeq and is a predicted model, not a curated record. Lineage: Eukaryota; Metazoa; Arthropoda; Arachnida; Ixodida; Argasidae. Bases 203 to 874 code for a protein of 223 amino acids. The transcript has a single exon.
CGCACGACCUACGCGACACUAGUGACACCCCACGAACGACCCAGCGUGUUAUCCGUUGCUUGUUCACUGCAAGCAUGUUGAAAUCGCGAGAUGAUUCUGGGGGUCGCGUUGUGAUGUUGUGAUACACGUAUGUUGUUGGAUUCCGUAAACGAUCGUUUAGUCACCACACUCUGCCUGACAACCAUGCAUCGUAGGGCAUAAAAUGACAAUGAACCUCAUCCGCUGGAGGUGGAAACGUCUUCUCCUUCUUGCCUCCUGUGGCACCCUCCUCUUCUUAUUCUUCAACUAUAUUCUCAAAGCAGAAGAACCUAAUGGCUGUGGAAAUACGUCAGAGACACGACCGUGCCUUGAAACCCUUUUCCCUAGGGUAAUCUCGGCAUUGGAAGCGCUCGGCUUGUCUGCUUACCUCUGUUACUUCUCUCUCUGGGGCGCUCUCAAACUGGGAGGACCACUGCCCUGGAUGAGCAAAGCUGAAGUGUGUUUACGCAACGAAGAGUUGUUACACAUCGAUGAGGGGCAGCUUUUAAAAACAUUCAGACGCUGGGGAACAGCGGCACUGUAUGACUCCGCAAAUGGCUUGUACAGGGUGAAGCUGACUGACGACAGUCGCCCGUGUGAAGCGUAUCUGUAUGUCUUCGAGGAAGACAAAGCCAUGAGAGUUGUGAGGCGUGUAGGGUGGAAGAACAGGUUGCUACCACCUGGAGCCUGCGAGGUGCUGCAUUGCUUUCCAUCAUCCCUCAUUGUCCCUCCUCUGAAAGAGCUUCAAUUCUUAGGCAAAAGCAUUGCAGUGCCGAGAGAGGGUUUCGAAAUUCAAAAGUACUUGUUUCCCGAUUCUUGGUGGAAAGAAGUGGAGCCCCCAAAAUGCGCUACUUAGCAAAGAUGCAUGCCUAAUUGACCUUAGAAGACUUUGCCUGCAUGGAAUUAACUCUUUUCUCCUCAACUCUAGUGCACACUCUUUACGCAAAUUUCCCCCGCGGAAUUGGUGAUCUGUUACCUACAUCACCGUGCACAGUGUGAUACGAUACUAUGAACACUUACCGGAAUGCUGAUACACAUUAUCUGCUUGAGGAGCCAGUUCGUUAUGCUGCUGAAUUGUGGCAAGUGCGACUGUGUUGUCUUCAGAGAUGGGUGACAGUGUCACGUAGCAAAGUUUGCAUGCUCUACAAAUCAAUCAAUCAACCAACCAACACGAGGACAAAUCAACAAAUGUGUGUUACAAUCGUGUGCACAUCGUUCAGCAUGAAGCACAGGAUGACUACGUCGAGCAUUUUCUCUCUAGUCUUACAUACUUUGCAACAUUUAUGAGCGUUACAAAUGCAAUCUUGAAGCCAUCCAUGUGGAAAUGUAUAAAAGAGGAACUAUUUGUCAGAAGAUUCAAUUACUGGAUAUAUUACUCGAUGAUCUCACGUGCCUCGCUUUACAGGAAACUAUGUACAUUUUUUUAAACACUGGAGGUUUGCAAAGUGCAUGACUGCACUCCCAAGACAGCGUGCCUAAAAUCUGCUGUCAAAUAUAGUGUGGUAAACAUGCUACCCACCCCCACCCCCAAAUUGUCGUCGUCCACAAUUCAUCCACCUAUUAUGAACUGGAGAUGCAGAGCUCACUGGUGUCUAAUACUCUGAGACUUCUUGCAAUAUUGACACUCACCAGUAGGCACAUUGUUCGAUUCAUUAGCAGAAAUUAAUACUUGCAUUGACUGAGUUGAGUGUAUGGUGGAGUUUUCCAACUUUCUGGAAAACACCUUUUUGGUGACACCUCUCAGAGAACCUCCGGAAAUCUCAAAAUUUUCCAGAAAUUGAGGGCUCUGGUGAGCUCCUCCUGAUUUUUACCAAAUGAAAACACCGUAAAGUCUGAACGCUACAUGCGAGAUAUACGUUCUGACAAUGUGUCCAAACCUUCAUUGGUUCCCAGUAUUUCGUUGGAAUGUCACAAAAUGUGCGGGUGGCACGGACUUCGAUUUAAAAAAAAGGAAAAAGUCAGCUGGAAGAAUGCUGUAUAGUAGCCUUGUGCUGAAGCGAGCCCCUGCACCCCCCCCCCCCCGAUUUGCAUUGCCCGCCUUGAAGUAGUGAACGUUCCAAAGUGCAAAUUACGAGCUCUGCAGAACAUCUAAACAAUGUGCACUCAGCACCUCUUGUUCAUCUUAAAGGCAAGAAGUCGAGCACUUUGCUGUCAUUUUCGACUCGAAACUGCCCAAGUUUGCCCUGUUCUACAGUUCCUGAAGCAAGCAGUCAGUAUUGCCCCCCACCCUCUAUUUUCUGUACAAACCUGGAAACUCGAAUCUAUCAACUAAGUCGAACUCGUGUAAUUCGCACUAAGCGAAUAGAAAAGGAGUGUUUUUCUAUCAGCCAGCUGUUGUAGGGGUGUCCGCUUAUAUCCUGUUGUUCACACGAGUUAAGACCUGCGUAUGCCAGGCACCUUUCGAGGCUAGCUGUGGGCACUUGUGUCUUACGUGUCCAAGUUUUGUGAACUUUGGAUGAUAGGAUAGCAUAGAAACUUCCUGCUGCAACUAGAGAUAAGAAUACUGUAGAAAAAGGAGGUGUACAUAUUCGUGCACUACAAUAGAGGCAACAGUCACAACUGUAUGAUGUACACAUCACCACGGUACAUGGUCUGUUCCGUGUACCCAACAUUCAUGUUCGCAUGCGCUGCUCACUUAAGAUAUGGUAGGAUUCUCUUGCAAGAUGCCACAUGUCUACAAGAUGUACUAUUAGGAGAGUCACAUGAGCAGGGAAUAUUAGUCAAAGCACUCUCCAGGACACUAGGAUGCCAUUUUGUUAAGAGGAGUCUGCAAAUAUGCAAUAGGAACUCCUUGUGUUCUUUUGCUAGUGGUUACUGCUGUCACAUUUUACACUGUGGCGUCGCACGAGGUUGCACAUACAGUUCUUAUUGCCAUCUGUAUUUUAGGUAUUUCUCUCUAAGAAAUGCUGAAUAAAGAUAUUUAAUGUUA